Liolophura sinensis is the source of this 648-nucleotide messenger RNA. RefSeq names its product tyrosine-protein kinase HCK-like. Gene Ontology annotation, molecular function: protein kinase activity; ATP binding. Gene Ontology annotation, biological process: protein phosphorylation. The transcript has a single exon. Bases 1 to 648 code for a protein of 215 amino acids. Lineage: Eukaryota; Metazoa; Mollusca; Polyplacophora; Chitonida; Chitonidae. The record is from RefSeq and is a predicted model, not a curated record.
AUGGCGACGAACAUUGCCGCCAAAUUCUUUAAGCCGAACCGGGCGUCUGUGGAGGAAAUCGAAAGGGAGGCAAAGAUACAGCGGUACCUACAAGACACCGGAGCUGUACCCAAAGUCCACGGGCUCAUCAACAUGGCUAGCAAAGGCGCCGAUCCCAUUCUGGUCCAGGAGUGUGUUGGUCAGGGAACAACUGUAGAGGAUUUAAUGGCCAGAGGGGCCGACAGAAAGACAUGGCUGCAAUUUACUCUACAAGCGGCCCAGGGACUGCAGAAAAUCCACCAGAAAGGCGUCCUUCUGAACGACAUAAAGUUCGACAACAUCCUCUUGGACGAGAGUCUAGAGUCCCUCAAGGUGAAAUUUGUGGACAUGGGUAUGGCAACAUUUAACUCCAGCUACACCAGUACUGUGAAACCCGCCGACAUGGUGGACUGUCAUCACAUUGCCCCGGAAGUUGUUAAUCAAGCGCCGUCUAGCGUCAAGUCAGACCUGUACAGCCUGGGUUACGUCUUGCGUGUUAUCGGGGAGGAUGCUCAUCUGCCAGACUUGGAAAUGUUGGGGUUCCUGUUGAUGCGUGACAAUCCUGCUCAACGACUGAGUCUUCCAGUUUUCAUAAAGUGUGUGGAAUUCUUCAUGGAUUCUUGUAAUUGA